CUUUUUCAGCAGCAAGCCCUCGCGGGGAGUCUGGCAGGGCCCGGCAGUGCCGCAGAGACAGACCCAUUCAAGAGGCAGCAGGGGCUGCCACCCACAGGAGGAAUGCCCCCUGCCCCUCAGGCCACGCAGCUCACCGGGCAGAAGCAGAGCCAGCAGCAGUACGACCCUUCCAGGCCUCCUGUGCAGAACGCCGCCAGCUUGCACACUCCGCCUCCGCAGCUGCCUGCCAGGCUGCCCCCCGCCGGUGUCCCCACUGCAGCCCUCCCGUCUACACUGCAGUAUCCGCAGCAGCCACAGGUGGUAGAGGCUCAGACACAGCUUCAAGUCCCGCUGAAGACUCAGCAGCCAAAUGUUCCUGUCCCCGCGCCUCUCCCCAGCCAGCUCCCUCUUCCUCCUCCACAGCCCAUGCAGCCGGCCCUGCACAUCCCGGUGCCUGGGAAGGCCCAGAUACAGGCAGCUCAGCUUCCAUCCCAGCCACAGACAGUGGCAUCCACACGGCCACCCAUGGACUCUGCCCAGCCCUGCCAGCGGCCUCUGCCCACUUCCUCGUCUACCUCGUCCCUUGCACCUGUGAGUGGCCUAGGCUCAGGACCCCUGCCUGCGCGGUCAUCACCAGUGAACAGACCUUCCUCAUCAACCAACAAGGCGCUGUCUCCUGUUGCUUCCCGGUCUCCAGGGGUGGCUGUGUCAGCCGCACCCAAACCACAGAGCCCUGCUCAGAACGCUGCCUCGUCCCAAGACAGUUCUCAGGAAAAGCUCGCAGAACAAAUGACACUGGAAAACCAGAUCCACCAGCGGAUUGCAGACCUAAGGCGAGAAGGCCUGUGGUCUCUGCGGCGGCUGCCAAAGCUGCAGGAGGCCCCCCGGCCCAGGUCCCACUGGGACUGCCUGCUGGAGGAGAUGCAGUGGAUGGCCACAGACUUCGCCCAGGAGAGGCGGUGGAAGGUGGCUGCUGCUAAGAAGCUCGUCAGAACUGUGGCACGCCACCAUGAGGAGAGGCGGGUCCGCGAGGAGAGAGGCAAGAAGGAGGAGCAGAGCAGACUGAGGCGCAUCGCUGCAUCGACUGCCCGAGAAAUAGAGUAUUUUUGGUCUAACAUUGAACAGGUUGUCGAAAUAAAACUACAAGUAGAAUUAGAAGAAAAAAGGAAAAAGGCCUUAAAUUUACAGAAAGUUUCCAGAAAAGGGAAGGAGUCGAGACCCAGGGGAUUGGAAGUAUUACCAGAACAUUUCCUGGAUUCCAGAGUAUCUGGAAGAAAGAGAAAAGCAAGCACGUCCUUGACUGAUGAUGAAGUGGAAGAUGAAGAGGAGACCAUUGAAGAGGAGGAAGCACACGAAGGGGCCGUCGAUCACCAGACAGAACUUUCUAAUUUAGCCAAAGAAGCGGAGCUGCCACUGACCGACUUGGUGAAGCUGUACGAGGGCGCAUUUCUGCCGAGUUUCCAGUGGCCACAGCCCAGUCCUGACAGUGACGAGACGAGCGAGGACGAAGAUGCCGAGGACUGCCCUGGUGAGGGGGAAAGUCGGAGGGACCUGGUCCUCAUAGACUCACUUUUCAUCAUGGAUCAGUUUAAAGCUGCAGAGAGAAUGAAUGUUGGGAAACCCAACACAAGAGACAUUGCAGAAGUGACAGCUGUGGCCGAGGCUGUCCUGCCCAAGGGCAGUGCCCGGGUCUCAACUGCGGUGAAGUUCAGCGCCCCGGCUCUAUUGUAUGGGGCUCUCAGAGACUACCAGCAGAUCGGCCUGGACUGGCUGGCCAAGCUCUACCGGAAGAACCUCAAUGGCAUAUUGGCAGAUGAAGCUGGGCUUGGUAAAACAGUGCAGAUCAUUGCUUUUUUUGCUCACCUAGCUUGCAAUGAAGGUAAUUGGGGCCCCCAUCUUGUGGUUGUGAGGAGCCAUAACGUGCUUAAAUGGGAACUUGAAUUGAAACGCUGGUGUCCUGGGCUCAAAACCCUCUCCUGGAUUGGCAGCCACAGAGAACUCAAAGCAAAGAGACAGGAGUGGGCCGAGCCCAACAGCUUCCACAUCUGCAUCACGUCCUACAAGCAGUUCUUCAGGGGCUAUGCCUCCUUCUCCCGAGUGAGCUGGAAGUGCCUGGUCAUCGACGAGAUGCAGCGUGUGAAGGGCAUGACCGAGAGGCACUGGGAGGCCGUCUUCACCCUGCAGAGUCAGCAGCGACUGCUUCUGAUCGAUGCGCCACUGCACAACACCUUCCUGGAGCUCUGGACCAUGGUGCACUUCCUCAUCCCUGGCAUCUCCAGGCCUUACAUGAGCUUCCCUCUGAAAACGCCCAGCGACGAGAACCAGGACUACUACCACAAAGUGGUCAUAAGGCUGCACAGGGUGACACAGCCGUUUAUAUUGAGGAGAACUAAAAGAGAUGUGGAAAAGCAGCUGACAAAGAAAUACGAGCAUGUUUUGAAGUGCCGCCUCUCCAACCGGCAGAAGGCCUUGUACGAGGACGUCAUCCUGCAGCCUGGAACUCAAGAGGCCCUGAAGAGCGGGCACUUUGUCAGCGUCCUGAGCGUCCUGAUGCGGCUGCAGCGCAUCUGCAACCACCCGGGACUGGUGGAGCCCCGGCUGCCUCACGCCUCCUACGUGGCAGGGCCUCUGCGGUAUUGCUUGGCCUCUCUGAUUCUGAAGGCGCUGGACAGAGAUUUUUGGAAGGAAGAGUUAAAAAUCUUCCAUCUCCUGGGGUUAGAGAAUAAAAUCACUCGCCAUGAGGCAGAAUCACUGUCUAGGAAGAAGGUGACUCGGAAACUCAUGGAGGAGAUCUUCACCUCACCACCCCCCUCCGCACGGCCGGCAUCUGUGAAGCUGAAGGCGAGCAGGUUGUUUCAGCCCGUGCAGUACGGCCAGAAACCCGAGGGCCGCACCGUGGCAUUCCCCAGCACACACCCACCCCGGACAGCAGCCAGCACCGCAGCCACUGCUGCUCCUCAGGGCCAGCUGCGAGGACGGCCACCAGUUGCCACUUUCUCUGCGAAUCCGGAUGUGAAAGGUGGCGAGGUAGUAAAAAUAGCACAGCUGGCGUCCAUCGCGGGACCGCAGAGUCGGGUCACUCAGCCCGAGACGCCUGUGACCCUGCAGUUCCGGGCACAAGUUCACCUUGUCACACAGCCAGCUCCGGCAGCUCACGCAGCCAGCCUCUGCAGCUCCAAGUGA
Messenger RNA from Oryctolagus cuniculus (rabbit), 3162 nucleotides. The record is from RefSeq and is a predicted model, not a curated record. NCBI's taxonomy places the organism in Eukaryota, Metazoa, Chordata, Mammalia, Lagomorpha, Leporidae.